GUUAGCCAGGCUAACACUAGCGGGCUAACACUGCUUUAUCGAACACGACAUGCACACCAUUAAUAGCAUAAGUCUUACACGGUAAGCGAUACAUAUGUUCAUGUCUUAAUGUCACUUUGCAUAUCGGACGAAAAAACAGAGUUGCACAGUUGGAAAAAUGGUCGUUAGCGUCGUCUGCGACGUGGCCGGCUGUUUGACAGCUUCCUGUUUAGCUAGCAGCAAGCUUAGUGACGGACGAGCACUGUUUUAAGUAGCUUUGAUGAUUGGAAUUGGCCUCUUGUACCUGGAAGUCCCUCUCAAUAUCCAGGCUGUGUCUACUUGACACUUGUAUGACAUCCUGGCAAAUAACCGAUUCCACGUUAACGCUGAAUCCGAGCUGCAAACUAUCGUAGCGAAGAGAGGCUCUAACUUCACCCGUGAAACCACAGGCUGUUGUGAUGUCAGAGCCUAAACCGCCAACUCCGACCCCUGGAGACACGUACAAGGGUUGGCUCUUCAAAUGGACCAACUACAUUAAAGGUUACCAGAGACGCUGGUUUGUUCUGAGCAAUGGACUGCUGUCAUACUAUAGGACCCAGGCAGAGAUGGGUCACACGUGCCGAGGCACCAUCAACUUGGCCACAGCCAAUAUUGCUGUGGAGGACUCCUGCAAUUUUGUCAUUUCCAAUGGAGGGGCGCAGACCUACCACUUGAAGGCCAACUCAGAAGUAGAGCGUCAACGAUGGAUCACUGCUCUGGAGCUUGCUAAGGCAAAAGCCGUCCGCAUGCAGGCUGAAUCUGAUGACUCGGGAGACGAUUGUCCCGCGGUGCCCCCCUCCUCAGGACAGGGUGGAAGCUGCCGUAACGCAGAAGUCCAGUCCACACUACGCACACUCAACAGCAAGGUGGAGGACCUCACCACUUGUAACGAUCUCAUUGUCAAACACGGGUCUGCCCUCCAAAGGUCUUUGUCAGAGCUGGAGGGGAUUCGUGUCGGAGGGGACAUGGGGGAGAAGAUCAGACAAGUUACAGAGAGAGCCACACUGUUCAGAAUCACCUCUAAUGCCAUGAUCAACGCAUGUAGAGACUUCCUCUCCCUGGCCCAGAACCACAGUAAGCGCUGGCAGAAGGCCUUACAGGUUGAAAGAGACCAGAGAAUACGGCUGGAGGAGACUCUGGAGCAGCUGGCCAAACAGCACAACCACUUGGAAAGAGCUUUCAGAGGAGCUACAGUUCUCCCACCUUCAUUCAGCAAUACCGUCUUAGGUAACAAAGGUGGUGUUUCAGGAAAAGGUGAUGCCAGUGAUGAGGAUGAUGACAAUGAGUUCUUUGAUGCUAUGGAAGACCCAGCAGAGUUUAUUACUGUCCCUGCUGACCCCAAGUAUCACAGGAGAUCUGGCAGCAACGUUAGUGGGAUCAGCAGUGAGAUUGGAAUGGACGAUCAGUCGGUAAAUUUCGAUGAACUGUCUUUGGCAUCCAAUCCAGAGUCUCCACAGCCCCUUGAGCUAGAGCCAGUAAGACAAAGACGGACACGUAUCCCCGACAAGCCCAACUAUUACCUCAAUCUGUGGAGCGUCAUGAAGAACUGUAUUGGAAAGGAGCUCUCCAAGAUACCAAUGCCUGUGAAUUUCAACGAGCCCCUCUCAAUGCUGCAGCGUCUAUCUGAAGACCUGGAGUACUACGAGCUGCUGGAUAAGGCUGCUAAAUGUCAAAGCUCUCUGGAACAGAUGUGUUAUGUGGCCGCUUUCACAGUCUCUUCCUACUCCACCACUGUCCACCGCACAGGAAAGCCCUUCAAUCCUCUGCUGGGUGAAACCUUUGAGCUUGACCGGCUAAGAGAGUGUGGCUACCGCUCCCUCUGUGAACAGGUGAGCCACCACCCACCUGCUGCAGCUCACCAUGCCGUCUCUGAAAAGGGCUGGAUUCUCAGACAAGAAAUUACCUUGGCCAGCAAGUUUAGAGGAAAAUAUCUCUCUGUCAUGCCUUUGGGUUCUAUCCAGUGUAUAUUUGACAAGAGCAACAAUCACUACUCCUGGAAGAAAGUGACUACGACAGUACAUAACAUCAUUGUUGGUAAAUUAUGGAUUGACCAGUCAGGGGAGAUAGAUGUAGUGAACCAUCGGACAGGGGAUCGCUGCCACCUUAAGUUCGCUCCCUACAGUUACUUCUCCAGAGAUGUACCAAGAAAAGUAACAGGAGUAGUAACGGAUAAGGAUGGGAAGGCCCAUUACGUGCUAUCAGGAACCUGGGAUGAGAAGAUGGAGUUUUCCAGGGUAAUGCAGAGCAGUAAAGGCGAGAAUGGCACUGAGGGCAAACAGAGGACUGUCUAUCAGACCCUCAAAGCCAAAGAAAUCUGGAUAAAAAACCCUUUACCUGAGGGAGCAGAGAACAUGUAUUACUUCUCCUCACUGGCCUUGACACUCAAUGAAACUGAAGAGGGAGUGGCACCAACAGACAGCCGGCGUCGCCCUGACCAGCGGUUAAUGGAGGAGGGCCGUUGGGAUGAGGCUAACGCAGAGAAACAGCGGCUAGAAGAGAAACAGCGUAACACCCGUCGAGAGAGGGAGAGGGAGGCCAUUAAAGCAGCCAGCUCACCAGAGGAAGGUGCCCAUCAGGACAACUACCAAGCAAUGUGGUUUGAGAAGAUAGACGACCCCGUAUCCGGAGAGACCUUGCAUGUCUACAAGGGUGGCUACUGGGAGGCAAAGGACCAAGCCAGCUGGGACAUGUGCCCUGACAUUUUCUGAUCCCAGCCGAGUCAGCCCGUCUUCCUCUGUGGUGUACAAAUGAGAAGAUGGUAAGAAGUGACCCACCUUACGUCAGCUAAAGUGGGGAAUCAAGCCUGCCAUCAACCUAUCUUCAGUGUCUGCAGCUUCAUCUGAUCACCGCACUCAGCUCCCCUUUUCCCGCAGUGAUUUGCUCAGGAUUGAGGGCAUCUGGACUUUACCCUCAACGUAGAUACAAUGCACAUUGUAGCAUUGUUGUAACUUUGCAGCUGAUUAGCGUUCAGAAUUCCCUCUCACUGCCUCUCAGUCACUGAUCUUUAUCUUUGGUCCUCUGCUUGUUGUUUGGUUCCAUGGUACAGCCUUUGGUUUGCAUUUGGCAGGUAUUAAUAAUAGUUUAUUCUGAUAAUUUCAUUUUGCAUUAACUUUUAAUGCACUUCUGUCAAAGGCAUAGUUCAUCCAGACUACUUUCAACAUGCAGAACAAGGUUUGCUUAGAUAGAGUGACCCACGACCUGACGUCUAAUUUAUGUGUUUGUUUCUGUUGUGCAUUCCUGAUUCUGAUUCUGAUUUAGCAAUCGCUUUAUUGCAGCUUCCUCAGCACAGCACCACUGUAAGUCAAAGUUUAAUUAUACCCAGCAUUUUUAAUGGUUCACUGUACCAGUUCCAGAGCACAUCAGGUGCUUAGAUGUAUGAGCUUCUGUGGGUUUGACAAAAAAGAUAUAGGAACUGUUUCUUAAAGAAGUAAUCGAUGGAAUAUUUCAGCAAUUCUUUUUGGACUAUAUGAAUAUGAAGUUUGCCUUUGAAUUUACUGUGUUUUGCAGUACUACUUUAAUCCCUGGAACAACAUUACAUCUACGUAUUAGCCUUUUUUUCCUCCAUUUUCUGUCACUCGACUAGUCCCCGAUAGUCCCAUGAUCCCCCUGAAUACAUGUCAGUGGCGAAGGUGAAGAGAUUAAGAAUGUAGUCUCAGUACUUCGUUCCAUAUAUGAGCGUUUUUAAAACCUUUUUUCACUAUAUAAGAAUUACAUUACAUGUUUUUUCUAUUCUUUUUUUUAUUGAGGAAGAAUAAUUUUGUGUGAAGGACAUUCAUUUUAAUAGAAUAUAUGUUCUUUAUUUAAGAUGAUGACUUUGACUACUAUAUGAAUUAAAAUGCUGAUACCAAGCCAAUUUGUAUAAGUACCAAUGAAAAUAUGAAGUAUAAAAAUACCAACGGCACUAUUUCCAGCAGUGAGGGAGAAUUCAGAAGUUUGUAUUAUGUUUUUUUUUAUGUUUGAUUUUUCCUCCAACGCUUCAUUUUUAAGAAUAACACUUAACCUGCGAAGCAUCUGUCGUGUUUGUGAGACACCACGCCCCAAAAUACAAGGCAACAUCACGUUCACCCUCCCUGACUUAGAGGUUGGGUGGGGAUGCAUUCUUUGUGUGAAGGGGGCGUGCUGGAGCUAAAAGUGGGUGUUAAGUUGUUCUUUAAAGAAUGUAGCUGCUGGUUGCUGAGAGCAAAAGCCUCAUAAAAUGAAAUCAAAUUUUGUAUAAGAUUGAGUCUAAUCCUUAAAUUUAAGAUAUAACGUGUCUCUUUAGAUUCUCCACCCAAGUACACACAUUUCACACUUGUAUUUUCAUACCUAAAGUUUGUGCUCUUACUACUACUUGGAUCAACCAGGUAUUCAAAUCUGCUUUUAAAGUAAAUGUUGAGACUGAACAGUUGAGAUGAAUUUAAGAGCAGCAGAGUUGUUGGUUGGUUUCCCUCAGAUGUGUUUAUCAUAGCUUUAAUCUUGAUUUUAGGAUACUUUAGUCUUUGUGUGGUGCAAGUGUAGACUUUUAACAGAAAGCAAUAAGAGUGCCUCAGUGCGUAUACAUGUGGCACAAAAUGAAACGUGUGAAGCGAGAACUAAAACUCAAUUCUGUCAUCGUGUUCGUCUCUUUUGUUGUUUGUCAUGUGAGUGGAAGGACUGUGUGGUUGAUGAAAAUCUGAAUCUCAUUUUAUAUUCAAGUGUACUUACAAGGAGAACACUGAAAAUGAAGAUCACAAAACAAUGUUGCAAAUAUUUCUGUGUGAAUAUAUGAAAUAGUAAAGUAAUUGUGAUAUUGACUGGUUGUACUGAUAGAGAAUCUGAUGGUGGUGAUGCACUUUUGUUUUUUGUUUUGUUUUUUCUCAGAACUGGAUGCAUUUCAAUUGUCUUAGCUGAUUGUAAGAGUCACCCUUCACCAGCUAGGACAGCUUUUGCUCUCUGAACCAUUCCUUACUAUGAAUUACUGUUGCUUCAUACAUCAUUUCAACAGAUGAAGAAAAGUGUGUGUGAGGAAUGUACAGCUUGCUGCUACACCUCAUCUCUGAAAUUACAGAAUGAGUUCAGUUCACACCGGUUUCUGUCUUCUUCAGCAUAUGUGUACAUUAAUCUUGAUUUUUAGCCACCACUCUUAUUUGCUUAAGUUCGUCACUCCAUCUGUGUGUUUUUAACUUUUUUGUUGUACCUUUUUUCACUCCUCGUCUUCAGUGAUGAUUCUUGCCCUGCACUGUAAACUGUCCACAAUUCAUAAAAAUUGACUGAAGGCGUUCUUGCACUUACGUACAUUACAUCCAUUAUGUUUCAUACAGGAUUUGACUGAUAGCUUUUGAUGCUGGCUACUGAAGAGUUUGUCAUUUCUGAGUUUGUUCUGAAAACUUUUCCUAAACCAUGUUCAGUUAUUGCAAACAUAUGUCCAUUAGUUGAAUUGCCUCACUGUUCUGAGCAUACUUUCCACCUUUUAUGUCCUUCAAUGCAGUUUUUUUUUGUUUGUUUGUUUGUUUGUUUAGCAGGAUUGUAGAGGUUGACAAUAUUAAAGUGUGAAUGGAGAUGAAG
Messenger RNA from Chelmon rostratus (copperband butterflyfish), 5541 nucleotides. RefSeq names its product oxysterol-binding protein 1-like. Gene Ontology annotation, molecular function: sterol binding. Lineage: Eukaryota; Metazoa; Chordata; Actinopteri; Chaetodontiformes; Chaetodontidae. The transcript is spliced from 17 exons. Gene Ontology annotation, cellular component: membrane; cytosol; intracellular membrane-bounded organelle. The record is from RefSeq and is a predicted model, not a curated record. Bases 438 to 2726 code for a protein of 762 amino acids.